CGACUUCCUGGCUCUGCUACAUAUCAACCACCCGACUCGCGGCGCCUGUGAGGAGCGCCGUCUGCGCGAACUCAUCCUAGAACGAUAUCUUGACACCGUUGGAUAUCGUCGCUGGCCCAGACACUUGAAGCGCGACGAGCCUCUCACCCUCUCGCUCAAGGACCUGAAUGCAUAUCUCAUGGGCGUCUCUAUCGCUACCUAUCAGUAUGCCAGCGCUGCCGACACAUACCUCCAGUCACAGUCGCACGACCCUGCUGCCCUUGCGCUGUGUAGGAGCUUCACCGGCGCUACGCGGUCGUACACGCGGGUCGUCCUCCGACUGAGAGCGCAGGCAGAAGCAGGCUGGGACAGCGAUGCGUUCCGCUCGCCGCUGUACCGGUCUGGUCAUGCACCCCUGUUGCGUGUCUUCGUUCCAAGCCCUCAAGGUGGGUGGUUGGGCGAUGAGAGUGUGGUUGAGUGCGAAAAGGAACUACGUCGUGCCGGCGUGAUGAAGCUCGUGCGGCGCGGGGACGUCGUCUGGGAUGCGGCCGUUUCCGACGAAGGGAACAUUGGUCGCCUGAUUUGGGAUGGAAACUACCUUCUCGACCUGGAGUACAACUAUUCCCCGUCAGGCCAGCUCCCGCAUUACUUCAACUCCCUGGCAUAUCCACCUUCCUACUGGCACAAGGUCAUUCGGACGAAUACGAACCCGCUCGCUUUCAUCGACUUGAGGCCAUAUGGGCGGGAGAUCAUGCAGAAUGUCCAACUCGUCCAGGAUCGCGUGCAGUCUGAGACUCCGCAAGGUGGAUACCAUACCAUCGUCGGAUAUUCCCACCGUUCGGUAGCGAGGCUCCUACGCGGCACCCCAAUUCCUGAAUCGAAGGAAGUGGUCGAUGCCGGCUGGGAUGGGCGCAUUAUCGUCGAGACCGAGGGUACGAAUGAGGGCUUGGCAGAUCUGCAAUUGCGCUGCAGUUCUCGGGGAACGAAGAGUGUAUAUAGAAUUCUUCGAGAGAAGAGCAGACCAGGAGAAGUGUGGAUCCGGUGUGUGAGAGCCAAAGAAAAAAUCCUCCAGUGAGUGAUGCACAUGCGUUGUUGUUCUGGUAUGCCCCUUUACGACUACUUAUUUCUGUAUGGUCCGAUGGGACAUUGUCCGAAUAUUGUUGGUAUACCAUGAGGUAUUUUGAUACACGGACUACUGCAUUUAGAUACACC
This is a messenger RNA of Dacryopinax primogenitus, 1191 nucleotides long. RefSeq lists its product as uncharacterized. The transcript has a single exon. The coding region runs from base 179 to 1054 and encodes 291 amino acids. Lineage: Eukaryota; Fungi; Basidiomycota; Dacrymycetes; Dacrymycetales; Dacrymycetaceae. The record is from RefSeq and is a predicted model, not a curated record.